Messenger RNA from Manis pentadactyla (Chinese pangolin), 2558 nucleotides. RefSeq names its product transmembrane protein 253 (gene TMEM253). The record is from RefSeq and is a predicted model, not a curated record. The transcript has 7 exons. Lineage: Eukaryota; Metazoa; Chordata; Mammalia; Pholidota; Manidae. The coding region runs from base 1869 to 2486 and encodes 205 amino acids.
CUGUAGGGGAUGAACAGAUGAGGGGAAUGUAGUAGCCUUCUUGGAGGAGACUAAUCUAGAGAGCGGCUACAAUUUUUAAGUAGUAUACUCAGAUUUAAUCAGUAUUUACUGAAUACCUGUUCACAUAUUUAAUAGUAUAUAAUGCUUACAAUAACACCCUGAAAUAUAUUAGUCUGCACUUACGGGUAAGGAAAAUGAAGCUAAAGUGAGUCUCUUCCCUACUAGCUCAGGGAUCCUCAGAACAAGACCAUCUCACACUUUGUCAGGCUGUUGCCACGAAAUAAAAUUAAUGCACCUGGAGAUGUCGGAGGGAGUAGAUAUACAACACUUCUCAGAAAAACUUUAUAUGUGAUUCCCACUCACCAAGACAGAAGAGUGCACAAUGCUCCAAUGAAUGUUGACCCAGAACUGAGCAGGGCAGAAGCGGCUUGCAAAAGAAAGCCACUUGCUUCCCAGGACCUGUCUCCUAGCACUAACUUUCAGGUGUCUCCUGGUUCAGUCUUCUUCUAUUACCAGUAACGGUAAUGAUAAUAGCCACUAGCCUUUAUUGAGCACUUAUCUGCCAAUUUGGGACUGAGCUGGUUCACAUAAUAAAAGUAUUUUUUAGUAAUACUCAAUAUUUUUUAAUAAUGAAAAGAGAAUAAAAGAGUAUUCUCCUUUAAUAUUCAAGGCAACCCCUUGAGAAUGGUAUUAUUAACUUCCCUUUAUAGAUAUAAGGAAACAGAUUAAGUAACUUGCCCAAGGUCACCCAGGUACAUCUGGGAUUUGAACAUAGAUCUGGUUACCUCCAGACCUCAGGCUCUGCACCAAGAUGGGCCUUUCCCAUUUUUAAUCUAUAGAGUGUAUAUUUUUGGGCUAAGCUGGUUCUGCUUCUUACUGUAGAAAUAAGUGUCCCCAGCUUAGCUUCUGAAUAAGCCCUUUAGUACAUGGGCAUCAGGCAUAUCAGUAUGACCUCAUCGGCACUACUAAAGUUAUUAAGCACCCACCAUGAGUCAACAACCCUUCACAGUCAUCUUAUUAGCAUACUUUUUAUCACUCUGUUUGAACAAACUGAGGUUCAAAUAGGUAGAAAAACGUAUCCAAAGCCACACAACUGGGAAAGUUGAGAUUCUAACUGGCAGAGCUGAGAUUCUAACCUGGUCUUCCUGGCUGCAGGGCAAUUUCUCUCUCUAAAAAAUAUUAAUUGUUGCAAUAAUAUUUCUCCCAAGACUCAGGGAACCAUCUUCUGUACAUGUCUAGCUACAGGUUAUACUGAUUGGAAAACAGCACCCACUAUAAAUAGGGCUCCCCCGUUUAUUUAGUCAGUGUCCAUUCCAGAGUAAUCUUCCUUCAAGAAAGGAAGGAGAGGAGAGAGUGAGAAACAAAGCCAGGGGAAUUAAACUUUGCCUGGUGUUGGGACAAAGCUGCAAGUUGUAAUGACAGGGGGCCAUCCAGACAGUAAUGUGGGAUUUCCCUAGGGAACAGCAAGUAAUUCGAGAGAAAACUAAAAAAAAGGAUUAGCUGGAAAUGGGGGUGAACCAGGGACCAAGGUAGUUGUGUCCAUGGGGAUGAGGUGAGUGACCAGAAGAGGAACCUACGAUGGGCAGAGGUAAUGGUAACAGGAAGCAGGAACAGAGGGAAGCAGGGCUGUCUUGUGAAUGAACUGAGUUUGGUGUUUGCCCAUAGCCACUCCCUGGGUCCUUAGGCCCUCACAGGGACCUUUGCCCCACCACACCCAACCCUGACAGACUAACUCUCCAGGACAAGUUUAUUGUCUGCUCUGAACUACCAGGCCCUGCCAGGAGCUCCAGGCCCACCUGAGGUAACAUCCCUUUGGAACAGCUGCUUCAGACUAGCCUAGGAAUCACAAAACUGUGGUCAAGGAAACCAUGAAGGAGAGAACUGGUCAGCAAGAGCAAGAGACACCCAGCCUUCGUCUGGAAAAGCUACAGCACUGGGCAAUGCACAGGCACAGUGGGCACCUCUUGGUGCUGGCGAUGAGCCAGCUAUGGCUGGCAGUGGCUGUGGUGCCCUUUGCUGUCUCAGUUGCCUGCCUGAACUCUGCCUGUCACAUGGCCACAGCACUGCCACUUGGGCCUGGAGCAUUGGGUCUCCUCACUGGGAUUGUUACUCUUGAGCUGCGCAGAGCACCCCGCCUCUGGAAGGUGCAGGCCAUGAUGAUUUUCAACACCUUCAAUUUGAUCUUGGGCUUCAUCGUGGUGGUGGCUGAAGUGAUGAAGACAGUCUUGGCACCUGCCCCUAGUGCCCCAUCCCAGCUGGCCGGCUUGCUGGUGGUGGAGCUCAGCACUGAGGCCUUCACCCUAGGGGGAGUGCUGGUCUCAGUAUGUUCCCUUUUCCUGCUGAGCGAGAGGAAGCCAGGAUGCUGCAGGAGCCAGAAUCCACGGCACUACCAGGAGCUGCAGGAGCGUCUCUCUGAGUUGGAGGAAGUUCCUGAUUUGGAGAAAGGUCCCACGGUGGCUAGCACAGCGAACGAAACCAAUGAGUGAGCUGGCAAGGGGAAGCAGACAGGUGCUGCUCUGCUACCUACCCUUCGGGAGCUCUCGCCACUCCCUCCUGCC